UUAUAUAAAACUAUAGGCGUCGAGUAAAUAUGUCAAAUCGUUAUGGAGAAAAAGACAGAAUUCCUCCAGAAGAGACGUUGCCGGUACCACAAUCAUCGAGAUCAUCGAGAAAAUCGUCAAGAAAAUACCAAAGAUGUGAACAAUGCGAUCAAAAAGGUCAUUCUCUUGACGAAUGUUUGUUGGUAGUUAAAACAAUGAACAGCUACGAAACCGACCGAAGCAAAGCGAAGAUAAAUUUUGAACUCCAUAAAUUCGUGCGUGUGCCAGUCACAACGCUAAGUCCUAUGUGCGAAGACUGCAAGACUCGUCAAACUCAACAAAAAAUGGACGGGAUUGGAGCGGCAGAAAUUUAUGGUGAACGUAAAGAAUGCUCAUGUUUCAAACUGGUAAAAGUUUUACCCAAAACCGAGCCAAUUAAAGAAUUCGGCGAACUCAAUCUCGAUAAACAGGUGCAAUUAAACAUUGUCGGUAAGACUCAGUGUGGCUUCAAAGUGCCCACCCCGAUCCAACGAUAUGCCUUACCCAUUAUUAUCGAAGGAUUUGAUGUAAUGGGCUGUGCUCAAACAGGAACCGGAAAGACUGCAGCAUACCUUAUUCCAAUGAUAAAGUUUGUAAAAGACAAAGGCUUCAAAAAGAAAAGGGUAGGAUGGGAUGAACCUCAGAAGCCAGAAGUUCUGAUAAUCGCUCCUACUCGUGAAUUAGCCCAACAGAUUCACGCUGAUGCAAUAAAGCUC
Molecule: messenger RNA, 734 nt
Organism: Bolinopsis microptera
Lineage: Eukaryota; Metazoa; Ctenophora; Tentaculata; Lobata; Bolinopsidae
Product: ATP-dependent RNA helicase glh-1-like
Biological process (GO): gamete generation; cell differentiation
Cellular component (GO): nucleus; P granule
Molecular function (GO): ATP binding; RNA helicase activity; RNA binding
Source: RefSeq, a predicted model, not a curated record